CGAAAGCAACAUUUCCAUCUGGCAACACUGUGUUACGUGUGCGUGUGUUUUCGGCUUCCUCGCUUCCUUCUCGUUCUCGUUUCCUUCCUCCUUGAUUCCGAUUCCGAGUGUUGUUGCAUUUUGCAUCGAGUGCAGUGAUUGUGCGUUGCAGCAACAUCCAAAAUAUCCAAAGAGGCGAGACUUCAAAGCGAAUACACCGCGUGCAGCAACACACGCACACACACAUGCACACACGGCCAUUAUCGCAAAGGCAGCAGCAGCAGCAACAACAACAACGGCAGCUCUAACGCGUUGAAAACACUUAUUGCGGAGUAUUUUUUUUUUUCGCUGCAUUUGCUGACUGGCUGGCCGCACAAUCGUUCUGUUUUCGCUGACGGCUCGAAAAAAGGAGAAUUCUUUCUCGAAAAUAAGGAAAAAACAACAGCGGCAGCAACGACAAAACAAACAAAAGGGCGAAAAACGCGUGUGUGCUUAUUUUUUGUGGUUAACGGUUAACAACAGCCAGAAUUGGAGUGACAAACGAAAACAACAACAAGAACAGUUAGCAAUUGGAGCUUCGAAAUGACGUCGAAAAAAAGAAAAACCCUGUUGGACGCCGAUGACGACGAUGAUAAUUUCGAAGAGGACGAUUCGGGCUCCGAUUUCGACGAUGACGAGGAUCCAGAUCAAAUAGAAGUGCCCGGAGGUGGUCGCGAUCUGAAUACCGCCGUUACCUACGCCCAAAAUAUCCGCAGCGGAGUGGGCGUGGCUACCAAGGGCGGUACACCCAUUCCCAUACCCACAGGCGCCAAAAUUGUUAUAAGCAAUAACAAUAUCAAGCCAAUUUCGUUGUUGCGCAUCAACAACAAUAAUAACAAUAACAACAAUAUAAUUACCAGCGUUAAUAGUACAACAAACAGCAACGGCAGCAACAACAACAACACAGCCGUGCGUCAGAUAAUCACAACAACAGCAACAAAACCAACCAUAGUGGGCGGCACGUCAACGGUUGGAGGCGUGGCACUGGGCGGAAAGAUCACAGCGAUACCGAUAAUACCCAGAAAAGUAGCGAUAGAGAAUAAUUUAAACAAUAUGCCAAAGAAACUGAAUAACGCAAUAACGGCCAUGGGCAGUCCAGCGGCCAGGAGCAGCGGCAAUGCCGGGAUGACUGGUGGUGGGUCGUCCGCUGCUGGCGCCGCUGGGUCCACCAGCAGCUAUUUGAACAGCCUCAGCACCAACGAACUGAUGAACCUGGCCGCCUACGUGGCCGCCAAGGGUAGCAGCGCCCCGCCGCCUCCGCCGCCGUCCACGGCCGCCAAUUCGGUGAGGAGCUCGCCCCCCGGUGGCCACUUCUUUGGCGGAGGAGCGGCGGCCUCCACUUCAGCCUCUGCUGCUAAUUUCAAUAUGGCCGCGUCUUUAUUGGCGCAGAUGAGUUAUGCGGGCGGAGUUCAGCCCAUUCGCGCCUUCAAGAUGGCCGGAAAUGCAGGAGGAGGAAUCGUUGGCAACAAUCAGAAGCCUCCGAUGGCCACGACCGCAGGAAGCGGAGGAGGAGCAGCAGGAGGAGCAAGUGCAGCCGGAGGCGGAGUGAAGGGCAACAACUCGAUGAUGGAGGCCGUCCAGAAGCUGAUCGCCAUGAAUCCCGAAUACCUGACCAGCGGCAUACCGAACAAUGUAUUCCAGCUGUUCAUGCAGUCGAUGCAGCAGCAGCGUCCCCAGGCGCCACCUGCUCCCAUGCAGCCGGUGGUCACCAGCGCAGCAGCAGCAGCGGCGGCAGCGGCAGCGGCGGCCCACGCUUCGGCGGCAGCCUAUGUGCAGCAGGAGGAGGACGAGGUGGACUACGAGGAGAUGGGAGUGGCCGAGACCUAUGCGGAUUACUGGCCAGCCAAGUUGAAACUGGGCAAGAAGCACCCGGAUGCCGUCGUGGAGACCGCCUCCCUGAGCUCCGUGGAGCCCUGCGACGUCUACUACAAGCUGUCGCUGCCCCACGAGACGAUAAACAGCGGCCACCUGAGCGCCCUGCAGCUGGAGUCCAUCACCUACGCCUCGCAGGCGCACGAUCACCUGCUGCCGGACGGCAGUCGGGCGGGCUUCCUCAUCGGCGACGGAGCCGGCGUGGGCAAGGGCCGCACCAUUGCCGGGAUCAUCUACGAGAACUACCUGAAGGGGCGCAAGAAGGCGCUGUGGAUAUCGGUGUCCAAUGAUCUCAAGUACGAUGCCGAGCGGGAUCUCAGCGAUAUCGGGGCCACGCGCAUCGAUGUGCAUGCCCUGAACAAGUUCAAGUACGCCAAGAUCAGCUCCGACGUGAACAACAACUGCAAGCGGGGCGUGAUCUUCAGCACAUAUUCCGCCCUGAUCGGCGAGUCGAACAACAAGACGGGCAAGUACCGAUCCCGCUUCCGGCAGCUGCUGCAGUGGUGCGGCGAGGACUUCGAGGGCCUGAUCAUCUUCGACGAGUGCCACAAGGCCAAGAACCUGUGUCCCGUGGGCUCCGGCAAGCCUACGAAGACGGGCCAGACGGUCCUCGAGCUGCAGAACAAGCUGCCCAAGGCGCGCGUGGUCUAUGCCUCGGCGACGGGCGCCUCGGAGCCCAAGAAUAUGGCCUAUAUGGUGCGACUGGGCCUCUGGGGACAGGGCACGGCCUUUGGCAACUUCAACGACUUCAUCACCGCCGUAGAGAGACGCGGCGUGGGCGCCAUGGAGAUCGUGGCCAUGGACAUGAAGCUGCGCGGCAUGUACAUCGCCCGCCAGCUGAGCUUCAAGGGCGUCAGCUUCAAGAUCGAGGAGGUGCCGCUGUCCAAGGAGUUCCGCAAGAUCUACGACCAGUCGGUGGAGCUCUGGGUGGAGGCCAUGCAGAAGUUCACCGAGGCGGCCGAGCUGAUCGAUGCCGAGAGCCGCAUGAAGAAGACGAUGUGGGGCCAGUUCUGGUCGUCGCACCAGCGCUUCUUCAAGUACCUCUGCAUAGCGGCCAAGGUCAAUCACGCGGUGCUGGUGGCCCGCGAGUCCAUCAAGUACGGCAAGUGCGUGGUCAUCGGUCUGCAGUCGACGGGCGAGGCGCGCACGCUGGAUCAGCUGGAGAAGGACGAUGGCGAGCUGACGGACUUUGUUUCCACAGCAAAAGGCGUCUUCCAGUCGUUCGUGGAGCGCCACUUUCCGGCGCCCGAUCGCAAUCGCAUCAAUCGCAUUCUUGGCCUCUACGACGAGACGCCCUCCCUGGCCGAUUCCACCUCCAGUCUGGGAAACAAUAGCCAGAGCACAACGGCGGCGGGCAAGCGGAAGGGCAGCAGCAACAACAAUGACAACGGCUCCUCGGCGGGCGGCAAGAGCAAGAAAAAGAAGCGCAGCGGAUCCUGGCAGUACAGCGACAGCGACGACGACGACGAGGGCAGCAAGCGGAAUCGGAAUCGAAACAGCGACAGCGACGAGGCAAACAGCGAUGAUGAUGACCUGCGCAGUGAUAUGGACGACGAGGACGAGGACGAUGAGGAUCAGGACGUGGACAGCGAUCGGCGGAGCGUGGCCAGCGAUGCCAGUUCCGAUUUCAAUCCCUUCUUCAGCGGCAGCGACAGCGACAUUGAUCCCUGGGUGAAUGCGCGCAGCAAGAAGUCCACCAAGAAGACGCAGAAGAAGACCAAGAAGAAGGUGAAGAAGGAGAAGGAGAAGGGCAAGAAGGAGCUGGCCAGCAGCUCGUCGGCCUCCUCCUCGACUGCCAACGAUCCGAGUGGCAGUACGACGAUGUCGGCCACCGUGGUGGCCGCUCUGAAUGCGGCUAAGAACCGCAAGGCGCAGCUGUCGACGCAGGACAAGAUCCAGGAUCUGCUGCAGAAGAAGCAGGAGCUCAAGGGCACGGUGACGCCGGUGGGCGUGAACGGGGUCAAGCUGAACUACGGGCCGCCGCCCAAGGAUGCCAUCGAGCGGGCCUGCACGAUGAAGGAGGAGCUGCUGCGAAAGAUUGAGCGUCUGGGCUCCCGGCUGCCGCCGAACACCUUGGACCAGCUGAUCGACGAGCUGGGCGGACCGGACAACGUGGCCGAGAUGACGGGCCGAAGGGGUCGCGUGGUGCAGACCGACGAUGGAAACAUCCAGUACGAGUCGCGAACCGAGUCGGAUGUGCCGCUGGAAACGCUGAAUAUCACGGAGAAGCAGCGCUUCAUGGACGGCCAGAAGGACGUGGCCAUUAUCUCGGAGGCGGCGUCCAGCGGCAUUUCGCUGCAGAGCGAUCGGCGGGUCUUCAACCAGCGGCGGCGCGUCCACAUCACCCUGGAGCUGCCCUGGUCCGCCGACAGGGCCAUCCAGCAGUUUGGACGCACCCAUCGCUCCAAUCAGGUGAAUGCACCCGAGUACAUCUUCCUCAUCUCGGAUCUGGCUGGCGAACGGCGCUUCGCCUCCACGGUGGCCAAGCGCCUGGAGUCGCUGGGCGCCCUCACCCACGGCGAUCGCCGGGCCACCGAGACGCGCGAUCUCUCCCAGUUCAACAUUGACAACAAGUACGGCCGGCAAGCUCUCGAGACGGUGAUGCGCACCAUCAUGGGCUACGAGUCGCCGCUGGUGCCGCCGCCCACGGACUACAGCGGCGAGUUCUUCAAGGACAUCGCUGGAGCUCUGGUCGGCGUGGGCAUAAUCGUGAACAGCGAGAGCCAUCCGGGCGUGCUCAGUCUGGACAAGGACUACAACAACAUAUCAAAGUUUCUCAAUCGCAUUCUCGGUUGUCCGGUGGAUUUGCAGAAUCGCCUGUUUAAGUACUUCACCGACACCAUGACGGCCAUCAUCCAGCAGGCGAAGCGCGGCGGUCGCUUCGAUCUGGGCAUAGUGGAUCUUGGCGCUGCCGGCGAGAAUGUGACCCGCUGCCGGCUCAUUCGGUUCGUGCGCAAACAUGCCACCGGCGUGGCGCCCACAGAGAUGCACACGGUUCGCGUGGAGCGCGGCAUGAUCUGGCAGGAGGCCAUUGAUAAAUACGCCGAUCUGUUCAACGAGAACGAGGGCUUCUACCUGUCCCACCAGCUGCGCAACCAGAAGCGAACCGCCAUUAUGGUGGUGAUCCUGGAGCACCAGCCAGCGCGCAACAGCAGCUCGACGAGCAGCACCACCACCGAUUCCGAUGGCGGCAAGAAGAAGAAGUCGCGCAGCAAAAAGGAGAUCAUGUGCCAGAUCUACAGGCCAAACACCGGUCUUCAGGUGCGCCACGAGUCGCUGUUCGAGCUGGAGAAGAAGUACCGCAAGGUGGGCAGCGAGGAGGCGGAGCCCCACUGGACGGAGCAGUACGAUGCGUCGGUGAACACCUGUUCGCACGCCUACUGGAACGGCAACUGCCGGAAUGUCAGCCUGGGCAACGAUUGUGAGGUCGGCUUGAGGCAGCGCCUGUACCAUGUGCUGGCCGGCUCCGUGCUCUCCGUGUGGGGACGCGUCGAGCACAUACUGAAUACACGUUCCAAUAGCAAGAUGCAAGUGAUACGCAUGAAGACAACCGGGGACGAGAAGAUCGUGGGCACUCUGAUACCCAAGUCCUGCUUCGAGCCGUUGGUGGCCGACCUGCGCAGCGACUCGGAGAAGCAGGAGGAGUUCAACUACUGAGUUGGAGUGGCAGUUGUGUGAUUUAGUUAUGGCUUAUGGCUACACCCUUGAGACCGCAAUCCAAUACCCCUUCCGCAUCUUCCAAACUUCUCAACCGAGGCCAAGCAAUAUUUGAAUCCACAGCGGAUGGUAGGAGGGUAGGAUGCUAGGAUGCUAGGAUGGUAGGGAGCACGAUAGGCUUUAACAUAAUAUAUUUAAAUAUAUUAUAAUAUAAAUAUAAAUACUACGAUAUAGAUAAACCUAACUUAAAUACAUAGCGUAUGUGUAGAAGGACGUGAAGUAGUAGGGCUCCCGGACAGCAGCAACACAAUUUUUUUUGCCUUAAUUUUAAAUAGACUUAACCAUGUACCACCACCCCAUCCAUGAUAUAAAUCAGACUUUGGCUCGUCAUAGCUCAUAAAGAACCACACUCACAUACCGACAUAACGACACCCGCGCAACGGAAAUACGAUGAUAUAUAGAGAACGAAAUGAAAAACGCUUAUAAAUGGACUUUUCUCAAUGAUUUAAAGAUUAAUUUUAGUUACGCCCUAAGUUACACACACACACAAUAAACCGCCACAUUUUGUAAACUAUUUAUUAUUAUUACUAUAUAUAUAAAUACGUUUUUUUUAAUUGUUUUUAAUCUAACGUUUUUAAGGUCCCUUCGAUGGCUGCAGCGCAGCGCAGCAAAGCGAAAACCAACCCCCCUUCCCAAGCUAAGGCAUUUUUUUUAAUCAAACAAAAAUUGUAAUUAUAUACUUACUUGUAAUGACUAAUCUUAAGUUGAACCAACAGACAUUGAGAGGCAUCUGAAGAUAGGAGAAGAUAAGAGGUCGCGAAAUCUGAAUUGUGCACGCAUACGUACAAUUAAUAAAUAUAAAUGUGCGGAUUAA
Messenger RNA from Drosophila takahashii, 6421 nucleotides. RefSeq names its product strawberry notch (gene sno). Gene Ontology annotation, molecular function: chromatin DNA binding; histone binding. Gene Ontology annotation, cellular component: nucleus. Gene Ontology annotation, biological process: regulation of DNA-templated transcription. The record is from RefSeq and is a predicted model, not a curated record. Lineage: Eukaryota; Metazoa; Arthropoda; Insecta; Diptera; Drosophilidae.